This is a messenger RNA of Alternaria burnsii, 1605 nucleotides long. RefSeq names its product mfs general substrate transporter. Gene Ontology annotation, cellular component: membrane. Gene Ontology annotation, molecular function: transmembrane transporter activity. The record is from RefSeq and is a predicted model, not a curated record. NCBI's taxonomy places the organism in Eukaryota, Fungi, Ascomycota, Dothideomycetes, Pleosporales, Pleosporaceae. Gene Ontology annotation, biological process: transmembrane transport. The transcript has 4 exons. The coding region runs from base 1 to 1605 and encodes 534 amino acids.
AUGCAACCUGAACUGAACGCCCUCAAGGGCGACGACAAAGCAGUGGCCAUGUCGAAAGACGUAGAGAUCCAGCUGGACAAUAUGGAUGGCAACUCUCUCAAGAAAGAAGAAAGCGCCAUGGUGGGCGAAGUCGAAGACCUGGACGAAGCGAACCUAUUUCUGCGGCAACAUAAUAUCACCCCCCAGUACAUUGCCGAGCUCCUCGAAGACCAGAAUGCGAACAAGAAAGUCUCCAGAAAAGUCGAUUUGCUAUUGCUACCACUGCUAUGCGGAACGUAUUUUCUCCAAUACAUCGACAAGCAAGCGAUCAGCUACUCUGCCGUGUUCGAUCUUUUCGAAACCACUGGUAUCACCGGCGAUCAGUAUUCCUGGCUGGCAUCAAUCUUCUACUUCGCCUACUUGUUCGCAGAAUGGCCAUCAGCAUACCUUGCGCAGCGCUUCCCGACUGGUCGAGUCGUGUCAAUAUACUGCUUCUGUUGGGGUUCAGUAAUGUUACUUACAGCCGCUACGCACAACUUUGCGGGCUUUGCUGCCAUGCGAUUCCUCCUUGGUGUCUUCGAGAGUGUCGUCACUCCGGCUUUCAUGAUGAUGGUUGGGAUGUGGUACGUCGGGAAGCAGCAGCCUGCAAGAGCAGGUAUGUUCUACUGCUUUAAUGGCAUCGGUAGCGCCGUUGGUGGUAUACUCUUCUACGGCUGUGGAUACGCAAAGACCUUCGUCGUCUGGAAGAUCAUAUACAUCAUAUGUGGAGGUAUGACCGUUCUUUGGUCCAUACUGCUCUUCUUCAGACUGCCAAACAACAUCAUGACAGCCAAAAGCUUUACUACAGAAGAGAAAGCUCUUUUGAUCGCCCGUGCCGCCAGCAACCGUACUGGAGUUUACAACAGAAAGAUCAAGCUACCGCAGGUCUUGGAGGCCCUGAUUGACCCUCAGAUCUGGAUACUCUUCUUCUUCGUCUUAUGCAAUGAAAUGAUCAACGGCGGUAAUGCAAACUUCGGCAAACUCAUUGUCAAGGACGUAGCAGGAGGUGAUCCACUCAAAACGACGCUAUACGGGAUUCCACAGGGCUUCGCCCAGGUGUUCUGGGUUUUCACAGGUCCUCUCCUCGCUUCACGACUUCCCAACGCGCGCACCUUCAUCAUGGCUCUUUACCUUUGUCCCACAAUAAUAGGCACGUGUUUGAUAUGGCAGCUACCGCGCUCCAACACGGCUGGAUGCUUGGCGGGAUAUUACUUAACCGGUUCGUUCGUUGGCUCUCUAGUCAUUGCUCUGCAGUUACCUGCAUCAAACGUAGGUGGAUACACAAAGCGAACCACAAGCACAGCCUUCGUCUUUCUGGGAUACUGUGUUGGUAACAUUAUUGGCCCUCAGGCCUUCUUGGCUGAAGAAGCCCCCAAAUACGAGACAGGCGUGAAGAUGUUUCUGGGAUGCGCUGUCUCUCAGGUCGUGCUAGCACUUUGCUUACGAGCCUUACUCGCACGGAGGAACGCUCAACGCGGCCGCGAAGAAGCUGAGGGUUCGCAUAGCCAAGGCGAUGAUCUAAACGACGCGGAUGCCAUCGAGGACACUACAGACUUCCACAAUAGGAGGUUCCGAUAUGCCAUAUAA